Molecule: messenger RNA, 2623 nt
Organism: Asparagus officinalis (garden asparagus)
Lineage: Eukaryota; Viridiplantae; Streptophyta; Magnoliopsida; Asparagales; Asparagaceae
Exons: 7
Coding region: 1-2190 (729 amino acids)
Source: RefSeq, a predicted model, not a curated record
AUGUCAGUGCAUUUCCCGACUCCAUCGCUCUCCCGCCCUUUUCUCUCCCUCCCUCUCUCUCUCUCUCUCUCUCUCUCUCUCUCGCCCUCCGCCAACCCCUCCUCCUCCUCCGAUCCGUCAAGCGCAAUCUCGUCUAUCGCGGCCUCUCUCAGCUCGCAAACCCCAAGAGCUAGGGUUUUGGACGCCGCCCUCUCGCUCAUGUGCUUCAACUCUUAUCAGGUUGAUGACAGUCGAAUCGAGUGCCUCGUGAGCACAAUCGUUUCAGCUCUGUCUUCAAUGGCACACUGCAGUGUCUCUUCUCCUGGUGGAGGGGAUUCAAUGUUUAUUAGAGUUGGGAGCUUGGUUUCGUUUCAAGAUUGUGGGGAUUUGAUUCAGAUUGGUGCUGAGGUGCUAGAGAAUUUGGAGAGGCACUACGGUGCAGCUCCUAAAAUUAUAGCUCUUUCGCAUACUCUAUUACAUGCUAUUCUGAAAGCUGCAGUAUCAUCAUCAGCAUGUCAAAUGUUUCUCCCAUCAACAUCACUUGAUAUUGAAGAAACUGAAAGAAUAAAUGUUGAAAGGAGAUCUGCAAUUACAAAGCUUAUCUGCUUCUUGCAUGAUGAAGCUUCUAUUAGCGGCAAUCAAGUUCCAUCAAGGUUAUUUAUGUGGAAUCUUGAUCCUUUAAUCUUAAAGCAUGACAUUUCAGAAAUAUUAAGGGAAACAACAGAGAGGCCUUUCCUUUGCCUGAAAGAAGAAUUGCAAGCUCGAUUGUCUUGGCGUGCCAUUAUUAUGUGCUUUGUAGCUUCUCCGACCAUCUUUUUGGAGACAAGGGCACUUUUGCAUAGCUGGUUUCUUUUAACGGGUAUGUCUUCUGUAUUAAACCUUCAAAUUGCAAUUAUUUCUUCGGUACUAGAUGUGCUUUCCAGGCCAAUGUGGUGGGAUAUGUCCAUGGAAAUGGGACUGAAAUUUCCAUUUUCCCGUUCCUACUUUCCUGUGAAACACCGUGAAUUGUUGGCUAUACUAACUGCACCCAUCACAUGCGAAAGUUUUCUUGAUCUAGUUCGCCAUAUUAGAGAAGCUGCUGCUCGUGCAUCAAAAUACUCCAAUCAGGAUGAAGUGCAUGCCUCCUGUGGCAGUUUUGGGCAUGGAGGACUGGAAAUUCUGGUAGAUGCUAGUUCAACAUGGUCCUUGUUGAUGGCUUUUCCUGCAUGGUUCUACUUUGCUGCUAUUUUAAUCUUUCAUGGAAAAGAUACUCAACAGUCUUGUUUGUCAAAUGCUAUAUUCGGUGCAACUGAAGCUGGCACAAAAAAUCUUAACGACCUGCAUAUGGCUGCGGCAGUUUACCUAUCUUGGAUUUUAAACCCAUUUGAUGAAAACUACUUUAAUCUUCUUGCUGAUUGUAUAAAGAAAAUAUCAAGUUCAUGGAGCAUGAAAAAUGGAGCAAACGUUAACAAGGAGCAGGCACGUGUCACCCGCGAGGAGAAGAUACCUGCUUAUAGUAGGAAGCUCAGAAUAUCCAAGGUUAAUAGCUGUGAGAAACUCAUUUUUGGAGCAGAAAAUGAUAGUGCAUCAACAGUUGGAGUAUGGCUUAGAGAAUUUGAUAGUUCAUGUGUUAAGGCAUGCAAAAGAGCUGUCAUCAGUCAGAUAGCAACUGAAGAUAAAGGCAAGCAUAACGUUAACAUGCAGCCCAGCCUGUUGAUCUUAAGAAUUCCUCUGGGCAUAUUGAUUGGAUCCGGUUUUGUGGACGAAAAGGGAUGUGAGCUGCUGCUUCACUAUUCCACAACUGGGAAAAUCCUACAAGCAAGAGAGAUGCCCAAAAAUGCUCCUGGUUCUCUUUCCCAUGAUCUCCCUUCACAGUUUGCUGGUAGUGAAACUAACUGGCCCAUUGAUGGAGCUUGUCUUGUAUUUACUUUGUUUGAUAUUCUUGAGGAUAUGUCAGUAAUGUUCUUUGACUGUGAAGAUGUUAGGGGUAGUUUUAUUUGCCAGAUGAAAAGCAAAGUUAGUGGUUACUUGCUGAGAUGUGUCAAGACAUUACUUGAGUUCUUCACAGAACAGUUCCAAGUUGAUGUAGUAAGAGAAAGAGCCAUGGUGGAUCUGUAUUGGAGAUUGACACAGUGGAUGCAGAAAGGACAGAAAGUUUUUGAAGGGUACAGAGCAUUUGUUGAGGUUGCUGAUGAGAUUGCUAGGAGGUUCUCAAUUGUGAAGGAGACUUAAGAUUGGUAUUCUUGACAUGCUGGAAAUCAUGUGACUGUUUCUGGCAAGAGGCUUUUGUGAUGAGAAUUAUUCAAGUCUAAGUAAAAAUGAGCAUGGCAUAUGGUAUGUACCUGGACAUAGAGCCACACUAAAGUCUUAAGACAAGCGCAGAUUGUUAUAAUUCAACUAGUAGAGUUUAUCAACCUGUGAUUUUUUGUUUACCUAAUGAGAGCAAAUAUGAUCAUGUAUCAUGUCAUAUUGAUGUUUCUCGGUCAUAUGCUACACCAGUUCAUUCCUCCAAAAUUUUCAGUCAAUACUUGCAUAAACCAACUGGGAGCAGAUACAUCUGAGAUUAUUUGCUGCAAGGAUCACUUCAAAUUUCUGGGAGAUCCUAGGCGUCGUAUAUAUUUUUGUGUUUCCUCGCCACUAUUGACCUAGAGAAAAUUAUUUUUGC